GUGUGUGUGUGUGUGUGUGUGUGUGUGUGUGUGUGUGUGUGUGUGUGUGUGUGUGUGUGUGUGUGUGUGUGUGUGUGUGUGUGUGUGUGUGUGAGUGUGUGAGUGAGUGAGUGAGAGAGAGAAUGGGAGUGUCCUCAGUCAGAGUUACUCUCUUUUUCUGUCAGUAGUUAUCACUCCACUAAAUGCGUCCUCCGGCGAAAGGCAGUGACACCGGGAGGCUUGAAUCUUGAGUUUGUGAAGCAGACAAACAUGGAUUUGAUGGAGCUGAUUUUCAUCCUCCUUGGAGCAGCUAUUUGUGUGUACUACGGAUGGAAACUGCUGCUCUUCAGCAGGAUGCUUUUUCCAAAGCGAUGCUUUCCGCUGUCUGAAACCUUCUUCACAUCCAUGGGCGACUGGGCAGUGGUGACAGGCGCUUCAGAGGGCAUAGGGAGAGCUUAUGCAUUUGCACUUGCAGAGAGAGGAAUGAACGUCGUCAUCAUGAGUCGAACCAAAGCAACACUGGACCUCCUGGCCAAAGAAAUAGGUGAAGCCACAGGGCAGAAGGUAAAAGUGAUAGUGGCAGACUUCAGUUGUGACAACACCUUUAGGGAGAUUGAAGAGCAGCUAAUGGACCUCAACAUCGGGGUUUUGGUAAACAAUGUAGGCGUGCUACCCUCUAUCAUCCCUUGUAAAUUCCUUGACACAGAGAAGCUGGAAAAGACUAUAACAAUGGUGAUAAACUGCAAUGUGAAAACGAUGAUGAAGAUGUGCAAAGUAGUCCUUCCAGAUAUGGAAAAAAGGAGAAAAGGGCUGAUUGUCAACAUUUCAUCAGGGAUCUCUACUUUCCCGUUCCCUUUGUACACUCUUUAUGCUGCGUCAAAGGUAUUUGUGGAGAGAUUUUCUCGAUGUUUGCAAGCGGAAUAUGAAUCAAAAGGGAUCAUUAUACAGGCCGUGGUUCCAUUUGGGGUCUCCACGCGCAUGGCGGGUUACCAGAAAACCAAUAUGGUGACUCUGUCCCCAGAAGACUUUGUUAAAACCUCCAUGCAGUACCUGAGAGCUGGAGACAAAACACACGGCAGCAUCUGCCACACAGCUCUGGGUUGGUUGAUGCAGUGCAUUCCCCUAAAGGUCCUCCAUUCUGAAUUUCUGCUACAACACAUGCAAUAUUACGUCAAGAAGAAAAUGACAAAGAAGCAAUUGAUGUCUGCAAAAACGGCACCGUCUGAAAACAGAAAACACUAAAUACGAUGUGACUACAGCGUUAGUUAUGGACCUUUUGAAUGUUUGUUUUGUGGGUUUAUUUUUAGCGUGUGCGAUCAUAGUGGACCAUUUUUACUGUAAUGCAGGUAACAAUCAAACGAGAUGAAUGAAACAGGGUUUAGGGGUCUGCAGCUGCAGCACUGAGGCCACAUGCAGUGGCUCUUUUACCAAAAUAAAAACAGAAACGAUUUCUCUUCGUAGCCACAAUAAGAAAGCUAGUUUUAGCUGUUUUCUCCUCUGAUUUUACGGAAAUUUGUGACUGAAAUUUCUGAUGCUAAUAAUACUAAUAGAUCGUUAUUCCAACUUGCAGUCAUACGUGCUUUAUUUUAUUCUACCACAAGAAUUAAACAUUUUAAAGCUUAUUUAUGCUAAAUGAUAAAGUGCAAGGUUUGCACUAGAAGGAAGAUUAUAUGAAGGAAGGUCUUUUUAACUUUAGAAGGAAUUAUGUAAAUCUUGGUGAAACUGAACCAAAUUUUAUGUUCAAUGUUAUUUCCUAGGAUACAAACUCUUUUAUUUUGAAUGUGGAUAUUAAUGAUUCUUCCACAAAUAUAGAAACAGUUCAGAUAUACAUGUACGGUGUAGGACAUCACUUAGAAAAUUACUACAUUGACUCAGGAAAAACUUUGCCAGAUAAAACAGAUUCAGGAGAACAUUCUGUUGGUGGCACAGAUGCCAGAGGCAGUUUGACCUCAUGGCCGACGGUGGUAGACGUCCUAAUACGAACACCGUAUACGUACAGGUGAAACUUGAAAAAUUUGAAUAUUUGGUAAAAGUUUAUUUAUUUCAGAAAUUCAACUUAAAGGGUGAAACUUAUAUAUCAGAUAAACUCAUGCCAAGCAAAGCCAGAUGUUUCAAGCCUUUAUCUGUUAUAAUUGUGAUGAUCAUGGCUUGCAGUCAAGCCCCCACAAUGCGGGACAGAAAUUGAGGCCAAUGCGGAAGUGAAAUAAAUUGCAGUUCCACCCUCAUCCGCUGGGGGCUGGUGUCAGAAGCGAGUAAAUCCUCUUUGACUCCCAUGUUAAAAAUACCAAUUUCACAGCAGAAAUAAACAUGUUUACAGCCUGGUACCAAAUCAUGUUUUUGGUUUAAAUUAUCUAGUUUACACUCAACUCUGAGGGGGGUGAAUUUUUUUCUCACUCUUCUGUUUAAGUGUAUCAAAAGCCUAAAAUUCUGUAUAGUUAAUGAGCAUCAGACCCACGUGACCACAGAGCUAGCUCCGGGGAAAGGCCUCAGCCUGAAAACUGUUCGGUCAUUUUCAGUCUCUCAACUUAGACCAGUAGUUGUAGCGUUUGUGUUUUCUUUUUUGGAUAUUAUUUGUGCAAUUGUUGGACAAAAUGACUUGCUGUGGCAUUAAUUGCACUAAUAGAGCGUCCAAGGAGUCUCCACUUCAUUUUUUCGGUAAGUAAAAUUAUAUUUAUGUAUUUUAGGUCACUGCCGAGCUGAGCUUAGAUUUUAACAUGUACUGUUUAACCAUGAAAUUUAAAUGUAAUAGGGUAAAACCCAGUGCAUUUAACAUAAUGCUGCACUUUAGAAAAUGGGUUGAAAUACAACACGUUGGUGGAGCUGGGUUCCGACUAUCGGCUUGUGGAGCUCUCAGGAGACUUCUGUUUUCCACCUGGUUCUCCCCUCCCCGCAGCUCGGCACAUCUCUGUCUGAUUGCGGCUCCUGUCUGCUGCGCGGGCUGCCGGCUUGUGGAGCUCUCGGGAGACCUCUGUGUUCCACCCGGUUUUACCCAGCGGUCAGCCCGGCGUAUCUCUGACUCAGAAGCUCUGGUGUUGUGCACAGUUAACUCUGGUUGUAGCUAGGUUGCUACCUCCGUUAGCUUAGCUCCCACCUCCACGUUAGCUUUGGGUUAGCUUCAGGUUAGCUUGUAGCUAGUUCGACUGGUGUCAUCAGUUGAUCCCAGCCUUACAGCCCCACCCUCAGCUCCACCCCUCUUCCCUUUUGUGGAAUUGUCUGGGCUUGACGGAACCUGUGACACGGUCAAAAUGGCGGUGGUGGCCACCUCCCAGUUCUCCUCAAAAACGUGUUAUUGGAGCCUAUGGAAAUGAAUUGUCCAGUAUAUAUGUCGAUGCUUGCAGCUUAUGAAAUGGCAAGAAUUCAAAAUCUCAGAAAUGUCGGAAAAUUUGAAUAUUGUGAAAAUAAUCAACAUUCUACGCUCAAAGUGUCACACUCUGAUCAACUAAUAGGUCCAAAACACCUGCGAAGGGUUCCUGAGCCUUUAAAUGGUCUCUCGGUCUAAGCCGUAUCACUGAAACAAAUAAACUUUUGCACCAUAUUCUGAGAGUUCCAGUUUCACAUGUAUGUGAAAAGACAUUUCUAUUGUUCAAACCUGCAAAGACCCUAAUUGCACCUCUAGAAUAAUGUUUUUUUUAUAACAAAGGGAAACAACUUGUUCAUUUGGUUGAUAAUAAAUGUUGCAGAUGCCAGAAGAACUCUCUUGCAGUUCCAUAUUUAAACACUAGAAGUGCUGUUUCUGACAACUGUGUAAAUCACUAACCUCACCCGUGACCCCUGAUUUAAUUCUGUAUUCAAACAUGCACUAAAACAAACUGUUCCUAAAUGUAUGUCCAUGUUUAGAAAGACUGAAGACUGUUUUCUUUUUUCUGUAAAUGUAAAAUGCUUUGAUGACAUCUUUGCUUAAUGCACAAUAUUCCUUCUGAUGUAGCAAUUUUUUCAACUUAUAAAACCUCACUUAUUGUAAUAUUUAAUUGUACAAAUUGUUUUUAUGCUUUUCUGUAUUUGAGCAUAUUUGUGUGUUGUAUAUGGAAAAUAUGGAAAUAGGGUGUCCUCGAUAGUCAUUAUCACAUUUAAGUUGCUUCCUUGUUCAUUUACACCUGACAUCAACAUCUGCAAAAUCCUUUAAAUCACCUACUGAUAAAGGCAGGCGUGUUGAAGCAGAGAAACCUCCAAAGCAUGUUGAAUAUGGACCCUGGAGAAACAGGGUUGGGCACCACUGAUAAAGGCUAGACGUGAUCAACAUUUCAUAAUUAAAUUUGUGAUGAUUCAAAAGAAAAAUAAA
Nothobranchius furzeri (turquoise killifish) is the source of this 4258-nucleotide messenger RNA. It is a transcript of the gene hsd17b3, whose product is annotated as hydroxysteroid (17-beta) dehydrogenase 3. Gene Ontology annotation, cellular component: endoplasmic reticulum. The record is from RefSeq and is a predicted model, not a curated record. Lineage: Eukaryota; Metazoa; Chordata; Actinopteri; Cyprinodontiformes; Nothobranchiidae. Gene Ontology annotation, molecular function: testosterone dehydrogenase (NADP+) activity.